Messenger RNA from Gongylonema pulchrum, 1059 nucleotides. NCBI's taxonomy places the organism in Eukaryota, Metazoa, Nematoda, Chromadorea, Rhabditida, Gongylonematidae. The record is from the annotation of a GenBank genome assembly.
AUGCGUCCUGUCUCGAUGUCUCUCUCCGGUGCUGGUGCUGUCUCUGGUACACCACCCGGUGCCACCAAUCGUGCCGAACAGUUAUCGGCCACUGAAAAUCGCUCGUUUGACUAUCCGAUAGCGGAUCCAAUAUUUGUCAAGAAUCGCUACGGCCGUGAAGAUCUGCUUGCGCUACUUUCGAAGGAAGCCCAACCACCGAACGGUCUUGAAAAGUGCCAAUUCUACGUGACUGCAGCGCAGAAACCUAUUGUGCUUGUACCUCUUUCGGACGUCGAAACGGUACUUGUUUUUGUACUUCACGCCGAUCGCGCAACCAUCGCAUCCGGUGGCAUGAUCGGGGCCGCGAACAUCCCGAACCAACUGAGAACCGGCCAGGAGAAUCGCGCAUUUUCACCAUCCUGGAUGGGUGGCGUCACUUCGGCCGGUGUGGGCCGAGGGAGUGCGCAGUUUGGCCGAGGUGGUGCACUGGGCUCGUAUCGUGGUCGUGGUAUUGUACAAGCAAAUUCGGCACACGUUACCGAUACCUCGGUUAUUGGUCGAUUUGGUUCGAAUCGUGGUGGUCGCGGAGGGGCACUUGGUGUUGGUCGAGGGCUUACUACCGCUACGCAGCAGCAGCAACAGCAGCAGCAGCCGUUCAAUACUCGAGCCCAGGCUCUCUAUGAUCCACGAGAUCCACGUGAUCGCCCCAGACAGCGUCUUCGCAGCACAUCCGAUGAAGUGGCAAAUCCUCCGUUUGGUGGCGCUAUGGUAGACGAUUCUUCGUCUAAUGGAUGGAGCCAGCUGGGACGAAAUGCGGCACCGUGGAGUAAGCGUGUUGCUGCUGCAGCUGCAGCUGCUGCUAAUGGCAGUGUGCAGUCGUCGGAACCUCCGCACGACACUGCUGCUGCAGCAGUGCAGUAUACACAGAUGAACACCGGGGAAUAUGUGAACAGACAAACCCAGCAACUCCCCGAAUGGAUCGGUGGAGAUCGAGAAAAGUUCGUCAUUUCGUGUUACCACUAUAUAUACUGCUGUUUUUUAACGUACGGAAGACGAAUGAGGAACCUGGUGCAGCUGUAG